GCUCGAGACUUCAGCGCAUCUACUGAUCGCGAUAGACACUCGCGUCAGCGAUGGGAAUUAUUUUCGAUUGGCAUCCCAAACACAACUAUCACGAGGUCGGUGAGCUGUGCAUUCUAGCCAGUGCGACGAACCGAAAUCAGAUCCGAUCCACGAACUGCCUAGCUUUGAGAUCUUGCAAAGCUUAUUCGACUGCUCGAUUGAGUAUUUCCCCUGAUCAUCUGUUCCGAGUACCCAAGAUCUGCGAGCGCCUCGAAGCAACUCGACCCCGCCUCUCCCGAUGACUUGAGCAGACAAUUUCUACAGCUUUGAUAGCUCGCCUCAUAGUGGCUUUUUCUGCGAUUGCAUUGUAUCACUGCGCCAUAGCCUCCGUAUUCGUGCCCACUUCCCGCCGGCGCCAACCUCUCCGAACCUCGACACAUCCAUCAAGCGACACCGUGGAGAACAGCAGCCCGAGCACUGCAUCUUCGUCCGCCAUGAUCCUCCCCAACAAUUACAACAACAAUAGCCAUGGCUGGAAGUCAACGCACGGGAAAAUACCAACUUCAAGAACAAUACUGUUGUACCUGAAAAGACAUCGGGCUCUUGCAUACAUUGUCCUAGCUGGGUUCGUUUUGCUACUUUGGCGCGGCGUCUCCAGACGCCCUCAUGACAGAUUCUACUGCUGGGGUCCGCCAAAGGCGCCCAUGGACAUGACGAGCAACGAGCGGGCGGCCUGGGGUCGACACCUGCAGACACCCGUUCUGUUCAACCCUCAUAAACCCAUCGAAGUCGACUCCCCGACGAUUAAGAAUGUCGACAUGAACCCCGUCAGGUCCACACGCAAGGCUGUCGCGAAUAAGGAAAAGGUCUUAAUCCUGACGCCUCUCAAGGACGCCGCCCCCUAUCUGUCCAAGUACUUCGAGCUUAUCGGCCGACUGACGUACCCCCAUCAACUGAUCGACCUUGCCUUCCUGGUUGGCGAUUCCAGCGACGAUACCCUUGCAGUGUUGGCUGCCGAAGCCGACAGGUUGCAAAAACGGACCGACUCUGUGCCCUUUCGCAGCAUCACUGUCGUGGAGAAGGACUUCAAAUUCCACCUCAGCCAGAACGUGGAGGAGAGGCAUUCUUUCGAAGCCCAGGGGCCUCGGCGUAAGGCACUGGGGCGGGCGAGGAACUAUCUCCUAUCCGUGGCGAUGAAGCCAGAUCACUCCUGGGUGUACUGGAGGGACGUCGACAUUGUAGAGAACCCCGCAGCUAUCAUCGAGGACUUCAUCGCCCACGACGUCGAUAUCAUAGUGCCAAAUGUUUGGUUCCAUCGCAUUGAGGACGGGGUGGAUAUCGAGGGUCGCUUCGACUAUAACUCUUGGAUUGAAUCCAACAAAGGCCGCAUGCUGGCGAAUAAGCUCAGCAAAGACGUCGUUCUUGCCGAAGGUUACAGCCAAUACAAGACUGGCCGUACGUACAUGGCCAGGAUGGGCGAUCGCACCAAGAACAAGGACGAGGAAAUCGAUCUUGACGGUAUCGGCGGCGUCAACAUUAUUGUUAAGGCUGACGUACACCGGUCAGGCAUCAAUUUCCCUUGUUACGCUUUUGAGAACCAAGCCGAAACGGAAGGAUUUGCCAAGAUGGCAAAGAGAGCCGGCUACAGAGUUGUUGGCUUGCCCAACUACGUUGUGUGGCACAUUGAUACGGAUGAAAAGCCGGGUAAUGCGUAGGGGGCGUUGGCGAUGUAUGCGAGGCGGUUCAAUACCAUUGACACCACAAGGUGCGAAGGCUUUACCCCUGUUAAUAUUUGUAUAUAUGAAGGAAUCUGUUGUGUAAAGU
Verticillium dahliae VdLs.17 is the source of this 1803-nucleotide messenger RNA. Its product is annotated as mannan polymerase II complex ANP1 subunit. Gene Ontology annotation, molecular function: alpha-1,6-mannosyltransferase activity. The record is from RefSeq and is a predicted model, not a curated record. Bases 684 to 1694 code for a protein of 336 amino acids. Lineage: Eukaryota; Fungi; Ascomycota; Sordariomycetes; Glomerellales; Plectosphaerellaceae. Gene Ontology annotation, biological process: protein N-linked glycosylation; cell wall mannoprotein biosynthetic process. The transcript has 5 exons. Gene Ontology annotation, cellular component: mannan polymerase complex.